Messenger RNA from Sclerotinia trifoliorum, 1084 nucleotides. Lineage: Eukaryota; Fungi; Ascomycota; Leotiomycetes; Helotiales; Sclerotiniaceae. The record is from the annotation of a GenBank genome assembly.
CGCCAACGCUGGCGGCUAUCUGCAAAUUUGAAGUUUUUUCCCACAAAAUUACGGAUGUGCGGCUUCGCGCUUCGCUAAUAGGAAAGUUCUAAUUGAAAUUUAUGAUUUGAUAUGAGAAGAAGAAUGCUUUAUUAGCAGUACAUUGGCUUGGCCGCUGGGUGCGAGCUGACUGUGUAGUCACAAUGUCACGGUAGAGGAGGUUCGUAACUUCUUUUCUAUAAGUCCAUAACUCAGAUUUUUUGUGUAUCUUUCGAGAUUAAGAUUCUUUAAAAAAUAGUUUUAUGUUAAAUGAAGUUCCAACCAACGCCUAAAGAAGAUAAAUCUCGAUCGCUAGAAGAAAGAAAUGUGUACUUCAAUACACCGAACCUCCUCCGUGUGAGUCUACCGAAGAAUUUUGCAGCACAACGAACAUCAAAAUAUAUCAUGAUGGUUAAUAUCCUCUCAAUAAUCAUCGUAAUUCUCUCACUUUUUCGUUCUCUUAUCUCGGCUGACUUCACAGGCUGGAUUUCCAAUUACAUAGAACUCAUCAAAAAGCGUGACGCAGCAGCUCAAAGCUACAAAUACCACGGCCUACUCAUCCUUUCCGCCUAUGAUCUCCAAUUACGUUUAAUAGAUCUCUUAGAGAAUCUCCUCGCACAUAUUCAUGACCAAGAUGCAAAAGAUAGUGUAUAUAUCUAUGCAGCCUUUCUCAUCGGACAAUAUUUCUUUCUCCUGCGCAGAUCGAUUUCAAAAAUAAUUGCAACUUCAUCGAUCUUCGGAUAAUGAUGAUUUCAGGAUGCUUUUAGAUGUAAUUGGAUAGGCUUUUGCUUUACAUAUGCUGAUGUGGAUCCAUUUAUGUGUGGCAUGAUCAGCAAAUCGCAAUUGCUGAAAUAAUGACAGUCAAAGAUGAGGAUGGUGAAUACUCUUGUUAAAGUUAUGCCUCAUUUCACAAAAAUUAUUGCAAUGACUUUCGAGUCAAGAAAUGGUUUCGACCUAUAGGAAGGGAAUAAGCUUGCUAUUGCGCGUGAGGGGAAUUCGGGAUGCAACUUUCAGAUUAAGGAAAUUUCAGCAUCGUUUGGUUGAUUUUAUCUUUGUGUUGAACUUG